Molecule: messenger RNA, 1710 nt
Organism: Poecilia latipinna (sailfin molly)
Lineage: Eukaryota; Metazoa; Chordata; Actinopteri; Cyprinodontiformes; Poeciliidae
Product: olfactory receptor 11G2-like
Exons: 2
Coding region: 38-964 (308 amino acids)
Biological process (GO): G protein-coupled receptor signaling pathway; detection of chemical stimulus involved in sensory perception of smell
Cellular component (GO): membrane
Molecular function (GO): odorant binding; G protein-coupled receptor activity; olfactory receptor activity
Source: RefSeq, a predicted model, not a curated record
CUGUGUCAGAUGACCCCCAAACCCUCUAAAUGUUGGUAUGAAUACUACUACUGUCAGCCGGGACCCGCUGUAUGUAGCAAUCUUAAAGAAUGUGAUCACUGUUGUCCUCUCUCUUGCUAUUAUCUACGUUAAUGGGACUCUGGUUCAUACAUUCAGAAAACAUCAGGUUUUCAACACAAAUUCUCGUUACAUCCUGUACAUUCACCUGGUAAUCAACGAUAUCAUCCUGCUCGCAAUGAUGAUCCUCCUACAAGUCCUUAGUUACAUUUUGUUCACACUCAAUGUCUCAUUUUGCAUCGUCAUGCUAAUGCUUGCCGUAUCUACAGGUCUAAACAAUCCCUUAACGCUUGCUGCCAUGGCUCUAGAGUGUUACCUGGCCAUAUGCUUCCCUCUCCGCCACCCUCAGAUCUGCACGGUCAGGAAAACUUACAUUGUGAUCACUAUGAUAUGGGUCCUAAGUUUAUUGACAAUCUUACCAGAUCUGUUCGUAAUUAUUGCCAUAAGACCUGCAGAGUACUUUCAUUCCAGUGCCUUCUGCUUGUGGGCUAAUAUUUUUACAGACCCGAUCCUUGCAAAGAAGAAAGAUGUAUCCAACAUUUUGUUUCUAGUCAUUGUUUGGCUCAUUCUUUUUUAUGCAUACUUUAAAAUACUUUUUGCUGCACAGGCCGCUUCAGUAAAUGCAAAGAAAGCAAGGAACACUGUCCUACUUCAUGGCUUUCAGCUGCUGUUAUGCAUGCUAAGCUAUAUUCGUACUAUAUCAAUACAGGGCCUGUCAAUUUUGUUUCCAAAAGAUACCCUAGCCAUUCGGUAUGUAAUUGCACUAUUGAUUGAGGUUAUGCCAAGGCUCAUCAGUCCAAUGGUUUAUGGUGUAAGGGACAAAAUGUUCAGGAAACACCUAAAACGAUACCUGUUACCUUUAAAUCCAGCCGUUCCUCCAAGAAAGGUACAAAAAAGGAUAAUAUGAAGAUAUUUCUAUUUUAAGUAUAUUUUUCAAUUCCCAGGAUAGUUUUUAGGGAGCCAUUCUUCAUUACUUCUUGUUCUAUGACAUCUAAAAGGGUGAAAUUGUGGCUACCGUAGCAGAAGUCUACGGCCCUAGUAAGAAGGCAGUUCUGUCGAUACAUGCUGAGCUACUUCACGGCUCUAAGUCUGAAGCUGCGUGGAAGAAGUUAUGGAGUGAAUUCCAUAAACACAAACCAUUUAGUUUGCAAAUAAAUUCUUCCACCAAGUUUUAGUUUUAAACUCAAUUUGGAUUCAUGACAUGACUGGCUGUGUUAAAAAAUGUUUACAAAGAACAUUAAUCAUUCCUGUUUUAUAAUUUAAGAGUAAUGCAACUAUAUAUUAGCUUAGAAUGAAAAUAAGUAAAGCAACAUGCUGAAAAAUUCAACUACUAACAGAUGAUUAGCACAAACAUUUUUACAUCCAAAAUGCACUAACCUCACAUCAAGUUAUUUUCUGCGAUAGAUUUCCAUCAUGGUAACCUGAUCUAGCCUUCAGUCCUCACUGGAAACGACGGGAGUGCUAAAAUAGCGACAGAAAACUACUCUGGAUCAUAAAAAAUAUUUUUGCAGUUUAAGCACACCUACAUAGCCCAGACAAGAUUAAGAGUUUAGGACAAUCAUGUUCUGGGUUAUAAAAGUUUAUGGUAAGAGGGAGAAAUAUCUUACAGUCCAUGUUUUUACAUUUUCUCCACUUUUUAUUGUUUCUGUUUUG